Molecule: messenger RNA, 1932 nt
Organism: Sclerotinia trifoliorum
Lineage: Eukaryota; Fungi; Ascomycota; Leotiomycetes; Helotiales; Sclerotiniaceae
Source: the annotation of a GenBank genome assembly
AACACUGACAACUUCGGGAAAUAAUCCCAACCACAAAGGCCCCCUCCUGUUGAACCUGAAAACAAUCAUUGACAUGGCUGAUACCGCGAUGUAUCUUUGUCCAGUUGCCAAGAACGCGGGGCAUAAAGAAGUCACCAUGUUUACCUCAAGCUACCUUCGUCCUUGAACCGUCCUCGACUCUAGUCGUAAUUCCUUUGCUAUCAUACGUAUUAAUCCGAUUUUAUCAUCAGCAAAACCUUCGCAAUGGCGCGCUUCUGCUCUAUUGUACCUCCUCAUGUUCUCAAACAUAUUAUUGAUAGUCCUUUGACAAGUCCACGCACUCUUCUCGCAGCUCAAAAAACGUACGACCAUGUCUGUCGCAUUCAUGAAAGCCGUGUUCUGGGAGCCUAUAUGCAUGAUGAUGAACCUGAUGAUCUCGCUACCGGUAUAAUACCUCCCCACAUAUUUCAAUCAGUACUUGAUUCUGAGGAGGCAUCCGCGGAAGACUAACAUGCGAAGCAUAACUUGGCACAUAUUGAUUAAUAUCAUGCUGCCCUGGCUAACCGUACCGCAGAAACCAGGUCAACCACUCGUAAAGUCUAUCGAAAAAUCUACACUUCUGAAGGAACCAAUGAAAUGGGGAAAAAAUUACUCUUUGAGGAACGCUAUAUGAUACCAUUAAGAACUAUGGAUUGGGAUGCUCGAAAUGUACAUGAAUACUUCGGGAAGAUAUAUGAAUUUUACGACAAGGUAUAUUAAGGUCGUGGGAUGGCUUUCUCCCUAUUUGUACUCAACCUCGACAAAUAACUGACUCACAUACGAGGUAUUCAACCGCAACUCAAUUGAUAAUAAAGGCCUUCACAUAAUUGGAAAUACUCACUAUGACGAUCAGCCCGGCCCGCCUGGCUUUAAUAACGCUUUUUGGAAUGGAAGGGUGAGUUACCGAGUGCCAUAGUUUGUUGCAGAAAUGAAAGAUGUUCAGAGAUUUGUCUAUCUUUGUGACUUGACCUCACCGUUAUAUACUUCUGAUUUAACGGCAUCUGACACAUCUAGUAGGAAAUAAGCUUUGGCGAUGGAGACGGCGAUUUGUUUACCAACUUUACAGAUAAAAUUGAUAUCAUAGCACAUGAACUCACACAUGGCGUCAUCCAAUUAACAGCCGAUCUCAAAUACCACUUUCAAUCCGGAGCUCUCAAUGAGUCUAUCUCUGAUGUCUUUGCUAGCAUGGCUAAACAAUACGAUUCGGAAACCCUUGCAAAAGAUGCAGACUGGCUCAUCGGCGAAAAGAUUUUUGAUCCCUUCAUGGAAAAUGUCUGGGCUCUUCGCAGUUUGAAGAAUCCGGGUUCUGCUUAUGACCACAAGAAAAUUGGCAAGGAUCCACAACCCGCAACAAUGGAUGGCUAUCAGGACCUAGAGGAAGAGAAUGAUGGCGGUGGAGUCCAUAUCAACUCGGGUAUUCCUAACCAUGCUUUCUACCUCGCAAGUGUGGCGUUGGGAGGGUAUAGUUGGGAGAAAGCUGGCAAGAUCUGGUAUGCGGCUCUUACUGAUCGGGCUCUUCGGUCCGUUGAUAGUAAUGAGGCGUUCAAAGUGUUUGCCGAUUUGACGAUCAAGCAUGCAGGGGAUUUUGAUGAGGAUACUCGGGAGAAAGUCAAAAAAGCUUGGAUUGAUGUCAAGGUUUUGAAUGGAAAGGAUGAGCUUUAAAUUGAUGGAUUUUGGCUACUAGGUUCAAUACCAUGCUAACUAGUUAUGACUUUGUUGUCUUUUUGACUCGGAGAGAGUAGGAGAGUCAUGUUUGUUUUGAAGUUCCAUUAUUGUAACCACUCAUUAAACGCUUGGAGGCAUCUUUUAAAAUCGCAACAAUAAUAUUAUUCUCAUACCCUGACUUUAUCUGCAAUGACUUGACCUUCUUCUUGCCUCUCCCAUCUAGUUGGGACUACAUUUAUUCUCAUGAUU